UUAAUCUCAUUUACAUUACUAAAUAUAGGGAGUAAAAAUUGUUUUGAAGAAGUCAUCUAGAUGAAGAUGAUUUUUCAGGUGUCCAGGGUAAAAACUGAAUGUCAUCCUCAGACAGUUUGUGUUUUUCAUUUUGUGCUGCUUUCUUGAUUACAGGUUUGCUCCCAGUGACUCUGGGCUAUGUAGACACUUUAAAAUUGGUGGCAGAAUCUGGUGAUGAUGUCACACUAUGGUGCCAGCAUAACCUGAUGGAACUAACUUACAUAUACUGGUUCAAGCACACAAAUCAUUCUGUGCCAGGUUGUGUUGCAUGCCAUUUGUAUAUUAAAUAUUCUGAAUUAAGACCCUGUUCUGAAUCAAGCACCUUUGUUAAUCAAAGUAAACGAAUCGUGAUGACUGUAAACUCCCAGAACAUCUCUCUGACAAUAACUGCAGUGAAUCACAUUGAUUCAGGACUAUAUUACUGUGGCAUUCAGCAGAACAUUGACAUUUCGUUCAGCAGCGCAACGUAUUUACAAGUGACAGCUCCCUACGUUUCAGAUGUCUUCUUCAUGCUGAUGGUGGUGUUUGCUGCUGUGAUUGUGGUUCUUAUCAGUGUUGUUCUAAUCAUGCUGAAGAAGAAAAAACAAAUCAGAGUGGCUGGCUCUAAAGUAAAACAAGACAAAGAGGAGCAGGAUCCUAAAUCAGUGAACUACGCUGCUCUACAGUUCUCUGAUCACAAAACCCAGAGUGUAGCAGGACAUGGUGAAGUGGUGGAUCCUCGGGUUGUAUAUUCUUCAGUACGACACCAGUAAAGUAUUGUACACAGAACAAAGUUGUACAUCAUGCCUUCACUGUUUAGAUUUACUUCAUGAUUCUAGGAGAUUAAAUCCAUAAGAGGUAACACAUUAAUUGACCUCACCUUCAACCUCAGUUUUAUAUUUAAUAGUAAUCAAACAUCAUGUAGUUAUACUUUGUACAUAUUAAAUAUACAUAGUUGCUCUUUUUUAUUUUUGUUUUUAUUUGUGUGUGCAAGUAUAAAAACAUACUUUCUUGUGUGUGUGUGUGUGUGUGUGUGUGUGUGUGUGUACUGUAUAUGCGUGUUAUGUUUA
This is a messenger RNA of Electrophorus electricus (electric eel), 1088 nucleotides long. The record is from RefSeq and is a predicted model, not a curated record. Lineage: Eukaryota; Metazoa; Chordata; Actinopteri; Gymnotiformes; Gymnotidae.